AUGGCCCCUUCUGCUCUCGAACAUGAGGACGUUGCGCGUGACGCCGCCUUCAACAAGGCCCUCCAUGGCAAGUCUGCCAAGGCCCAGGGUGGUUUUGCUGCCAUGCGCGGCAAGGAUGCUGCUGCGCAAAAGGCUGCUGUCGACGAGUACUUCAAGCACUGGGACAACAAGGAUGCCGUCGACGAGACCCCCGAGAUUCGUGAGGCUCGCAAGGCUGAAUACGCUACCCUGACCCGACACUACUACAACUUGGCCACCGACUUCUACGAGUAUGGCUGGGGUUCUUCCUUCCACUUCUGCCGUUUCGCCUACGGUGAGCCCUUCCACCAGGCUAUCGCCCGCCACGAGCACUACCUUGCCCUCCAGGCCGGUAUCACUGAGAACAUGAAGGUUCUGGAUGUCGGCUGUGGUGUUGGUGGUCCCGCUCGCGAAAUGGUCAAGUUCACCGGUGCCCACGUUACCGGUCUGAACAACAACGACUACCAGAUUGACCGCGCCACUCACUACGCCGAGAAGCAGGGUCUUUCCGACAAGAUGGCCUUUGUCAAGGGUGACUUCAUGCAGAUGAAGUUCCCUGACAACAGCUUCGACGCUGUCUACGCCAUUGAGGCUACUGUUCACGCCCCUGAGCUCGUUGGUGUCUACAGCGAGAUUUUCCGUGUUCUGAAGCCCGGUGGUACUUUCGCCGUCUACGAGUGGCUCAUGACUGAUGACUACAACAACGAUGACGCCGAGCACCGUCGCAUUCGUCUCGGUAUUGAGCAGGGUGAUGGUAUCUCCAACAUGGUCAAGAUCUCCGAGGGUAUCGAGGCCAUGAAGAACGCUGGCUUCAACCUCACUCACCACGAGGAUCUGGCUGCUCGCCCCGACCCUAUUCCCUGGUACUACCCGCUGGCGGGCUCCUUCAAGCACAUGGGCUCGGUCUGGGACUUCUUUACCAUUGCCCGCAUGACCUGGUGGGGCCGUGGUAUCGCCCACCGCUUUGUCGGUACCGGCGAGAAGUUCGGUCUCUUCCCCCGCGGUUCUCAGAAGACCGCCGACAGUCUGGCUGUUGCCGCUGACUGUUUGGUCGAGGGUGCUCAGAAGAACCUCUUCACCCCCAUGUACCUCAUGGUUGGCAAGAAGCCUGAGUAA
This is a messenger RNA of Penicillium nucicola, 1134 nucleotides long. RefSeq names its product sterol 24-C-methyltransferase (gene erg6). The transcript has 3 exons. Gene Ontology annotation, biological process: ergosterol biosynthetic process. Gene Ontology annotation, cellular component: endoplasmic reticulum. Gene Ontology annotation, molecular function: sterol 24-C-methyltransferase activity. The coding region runs from base 1 to 1134 and encodes 377 amino acids. Lineage: Eukaryota; Fungi; Ascomycota; Eurotiomycetes; Eurotiales; Aspergillaceae. The record is from RefSeq and is a predicted model, not a curated record.